Molecule: messenger RNA, 4059 nt
Organism: Acinonyx jubatus (cheetah)
Lineage: Eukaryota; Metazoa; Chordata; Mammalia; Carnivora; Felidae
Gene: MAP6
Product: microtubule associated protein 6
Exons: 4
Coding region: 1605-3917 (770 amino acids)
Biological process (GO): positive regulation of axonogenesis; dendrite morphogenesis; regulation of microtubule cytoskeleton organization
Cellular component (GO): axon; microtubule; Golgi-associated vesicle
Molecular function (GO): calmodulin binding; microtubule binding
Source: RefSeq, a predicted model, not a curated record
AAUCACUGUGGAUUUGAUUUGACUCAAAGCUUCCACUCUGAGACCUUAACUAUCUUCAGCAAAUCACUUGGAGGUAACUAUCAUUUCCUCCAUUCUAUAAAUGAAGCUACUGAGGCCCAGGGAUGAUCCAACUUGCCCAAGUGACACAUAGUUAAGUGUCAGAGCCUAAUCAAGCCUGUCUAACUCCAAGAUCUACCGUGCCUCUUAGGUAGAGGAAGAGCAAAAGCCAGGGGUCAGGAACAUGCCAGAAUCUCCCUUUGCAUCAGGACCCACCCUGCCCUAGGAGUCUGUCCCCUUGUUUCCUUUCUGCCCCCAAUCUCCACACUUAGGUCCCUUCCAGGAAUGUUCUUUUCCAUGUCUCUCCCCAGUGUGGUCCCUGGGCUGAAUAGGGGCUGGUAGCUCUUGGGCAGCUCUAAGACACCUUUCCCCUAAAGGUCCUCUAAAAAAGGAACAGCUACUGCACCACCAGCCUGGGGACUCACAUCCCCACACAUCUGAACAAGGUUUGUGCAUGACUGGCAAGUGCUUGGAUCAGGAGUCAGCCAAACCGAGUUACUAGCCAAUCCCGCCUAGUAACUGGCCAAUAACACCAGCUUUCUCUUUAAAAAGCGUCUAUUCUGGGACAGACAUUUCACUAGGGAUAUCCUUCAUAUUUUAAAAACCGAAUCCCCCCUCCUCCGCGAUUGGCCCUAUUUUACAAAAGAGGAGCCUCAGGCUCUCGGAGGGGAAGCGACCGGCAUGAGGACAGCACGUCAGUCACCAGGCUGGGACUAGAACCCACCUAGGCCCCAGAUUCUGCUGUUGCCUAGGAGCUGAGGAGGGAGGAGCUGCAGAGCGGAGGGGGGAGGGGAAAGAGCGAGGGCGAGCUCCCAGCAGCGCGCGCUGACGACAGCAGGUGAUUUUUUUCUGCAGCGCGCUUUCUCUCAGCAUCUUUCCUGGAUUUUUUUUCCCCCUGCCGAGCCGUAGAUAAGGGUGGGGCCGCUUCCCUGCAGCAGAGACGGCAGCGGCAGUGGCUGCAGCAUCAUUGGGAGCAGCUGCUGCAGCAAUGCUCGGUCUCCGCUGGAGAUGAUCGCCUCCUAGCCCUGCCUGCUAGGUGGCCGGCUGCGACGGGACGCCUCGGAGUAGGAAAAUACAGCCUCGCUCGUGGACCCGAAAGCCACACUCCUCGGCCUUUCCUCUACGCCAUGGCUUAAGCCCGCAGCCACCUCGCCUCGCGUCGCCUCGCUUGGCCGGGGUCUGCGCGCCGCCGCCGCCGCAGCAGGGAGGGGCGCGACCCAGACGCCCUCGCCCGGGGACUCGGGAACGCCUUGUGUCUCAACCAUCGGUGCCCGCAGCCGACAGCUCUCCCAAGACCUUUGCAGGCGGCUCCCGGAGGCGUUUGCAGCCGGUAAUCGGGGGGAACUUUAUGGACUUUAUCUCAGUGAUAGCUUCACCUUCCUGGGUGCUCUCCGAGGGAGGAGACCGAGGUAGCUCAGGCCACUGAGGGAAAAACAGUGGGAACCAGAUUAGCGACUGGUCGAGGGCCAAGGGACUGAAGUAAGAUUAGAGACUUGCUUUAGAACCACAAAAAAGAAAGAGGGAGGGCCAGCUUUGCAGCUAGCAUCAUGGCGUGGCCGUGCAUCACGCGGGCCUGCUGCAUCGCCCGCUUCUGGAACCAGCUGGACAAGGCGGACAUCGCUGUGCCGCUGGUUUUCACCAAGUACUCGGAGGCCACCGAGGCCCCGAGCGCCCCGCCGCAGCCGCCGCCGCCGCAGCAGCAGGCGCAGCCGGCGCACGCGCCCCCCUCGGCGCGGGCGGUCGCCAUAGAGACGCAGCCGGCCCAGGGCGAGUUGGAUGCAGUUGCCCGGGCAACGGGGCCGGCGCCGGGGCCUAGCGGCGAACGCGAGGCGGCGGCUGCCCCCGGCCGGAGCGGGCCCGGCCCUGGCCCGGCCUCCGGCUCCGCCUCCAACGCGGGCCCCGCGGACUCGGUGAUGCGUCAGGACUACCGCGCCUGGAAGGUGCAGCGGCCCGAGCCGAGCUGCCGGCCGCGCAGCGAGUACCAGCCUUCCGACGCGCCCUUCGAGCGCGAGACCCAGUACCAGAAGGACUUCCGCGCCUGGCCGCUGCCGCGCCGCGGAGACCACCCGUGGAUUCCCAAGCCCGUGCAGAUCCCCGCGACCUCCCAGGCCUCGGUGCCAAUUCUCGGGGCGUCCAAGCGCCGGCCGCAGAGCCAGGAGCGCUGGCCCGCGCAGGCCGCCGCCGAGGCCCAGGAGCAGGAGGCGACCCCUGGCGGAGCGGGUGGCCUCGCAGCCGGAAAGCCCUCCGGUGCCGAUGAGCGCGACACACGCAGGAAGCCCGGGCCCGCCUGGAUGCUGCGUCGCGCCGAGGGUCAGGGGCCGGAGCAGACGCCGCUGCCCGCAGCCCAGGCCCAGGUCCAGGCCGCGGUCCCCGAGGGUGGCAAGGGGCGCGCAGCGGCGGACGCCCUCAACAGGCAAAUCCGCGAGGAGGUGGCGAGCGCGGUGAGCAGCUCCUACAGAAAUGAAUUCCGAGCAUGGACGGACAUCAAGCCUGUGAAACCAAUAAAGGCCAAGCCCCAGUAUAAGCCUCCAGAUGACAAGAUGGCUCAUGAGACCAGCUACAGCGCCCAGUUCAAAGGGGAGGCCAAUAAGCCAACGCCAGCCGACAAUAAGGUGAUUGAUCGCAGAAGAAUACGCAGCCUCUACAGUGAACCUUUCAAGGAACCCCCAAAGGUGGAAAAACCUAGCGUUCAGAGUUCCAAACCAAAAAAGACCUCAGCAAGCCAUAAGCCCCCACGGAAGGCCAAAGACAAGCAGGUGGUGUCGGGCCGGGCUUCCAAGAAAAAGAGCACAGAGGGUGCCAGUGCCGCCCAGCCUGAUGACAAGGAGCAAAGUAAAGAGAUGAACAAUAAACUGGCUGAGGCUAAAGAGAGCCAGGUUGAACUCACCAGUGAUUCACGUAAGAAUCGAGGUCCUGUAGCCACAGAGCCAGACAAGGAUCAAAGUCCUAUGGGCCCAGGGCCUCUGAAAGAUCAAGGUCCUGUGAUCCAAGAUCGUCCAAAAGAUCAAGGCCCUAUGGUCCCAGAGCCUCUGAAGGGUCAAGCUCCUGUGGUCUCGGGGCCUCUGAAAGAUCUAGGUCCUGUGAGCCCCGCUCCAGUUAAGGAUCAAGAUCACGUGGCCCCUGAGCCUUUAAAGAAUGAAGGGUCUGUGAUCACAGCACCAGUAAAGGAACAAGGUUCCUUGGUCCCGGUGCCUCCAAAGAAUCAAAGUCCUGUGGCUCCAGAAAUAGUUAAGGAUCAAGGUGCCAUGGUACCAGAGCCUCCAAAGGAUCAAGGGCCCAUGGUCCCAGCGCCUGUCAAAGAUCAAAGCCCCGUGGUCCCUGAGCCUGUGGAUCAAGGUCCCAUGGUCUCAGCACCUGGCAAAGAUCAAGGUCCUAUGGUUCCAGAGCAUCUGAAGGAUCAAAGUGCCACGGUCAUAGCACCUAUAAAGAAUGAAAGUCCUGUGCUCUCUGAGCCUGUAAAGAAUCAAGGUUUAGUGGUUCUGGAGCCAGCCAAGGAUCAAGGUGGAGUGGCCCCAGAGAUUCUGAAGGAUCACGAUUCUGUGGUUGAGGCACAUGUAAAGAAUCAAGGUCCUGUGGUCCCAGCACUAGUCAAGGAUCAAGGUCCCAUGGUCCCAGAGCCUCCAAAGAAUCAAGAUCCCGUGGUCCCUGAGCCUGUGAAGAAUCAAGUUCCCAUAAUCCCAGUGCCUCUGAAAGAUCAAGACCUUCUGGUGUCACCACCAGCAAAGGACCAAGGUCCUGUGGUCCCUGAACCUCUGAAGACUCAAGGUCCCAAGGGCCCUCAGCUGCCCACUGUCUCACCUCCACCCCCAGUCAUGAUCCCAACUGUUCCCCACGCGGAGUAUGUUGAGAGUUCCCCUUGAUACUCACCCCUCGACACGCCAAGGAAGGAUCUGGCGGUGGAAGUGCUCCCUCCCAGGGGCAGCGAAGACACAUAUUUAAUCUGCAUGAAACACGCACUGUAUAGUCUUGCUGGGAUCUAAUAAAGCUGGUCCCUGUGGCGCA